UUGCCAGAGGCAGGCUUUGACUGGGAGGCACUUACCUAAGCGUCUCUCAGCCAGCAGCCCUGCAGCACCCUAAGGCAGGCUGGGCUGUCUCCCAGGCCAAUUUCUCAGUUCCUAUUGGCUGGAUGUUUUUGGCCAAUAGGAGAGCAGGUUGGCUGGGGCCAGUUCCUAUUGGACGGUUGUUUCCAGCCAAUGGGAGCUGAGGGUUGGGCUGGGGUGAGGGAGAUCACAUCAAGCUGCCUUCUCCCUCCAAAGCAGAGAGCCACACAGACCAUCACUCUGCUUAAAACAGCAUUGGCUGUGUGCUUGAGGGUUCUGGCAAGGUGGUUGGUGGGCUGGAUUCAGCCUGUGAGAAAUAUCUUAGCCACCCCUGUUUUAUGCCUUCUAAGCUUCCUCUCAGCAUGCCUGUAUAUUUCUGAUGUUCUUGGCUGUUUUUCUUAACUUAAUUUCAGUGAUCCUGCAUGUCUCUUCAGAAACCACUGAUUGCCUGUCUCUCACUUCUGGGCUUGAAAAUCUACUAAACUUUUAUUUAACCAGAUUAAACAAUUGCAUUCAAUAACCUUUUUCUUGCUUCACUAAGGACGUCUGAUAAAAGACCAGCAGUACCUCCCUUCCCAAAUACCCCUCUGAUCCUGCUGCUCCUUUCAGAAGCCUACCUGAGGAUACUUCAACUUCAGGGAGUUCCAAAUGUGCCAAAUUGAUGGAGCUUUCAGCUAGCUGGCCAAGCCUCUAUGUCUCCAUGCAUCCACAGUCAUCCGGGUUUUUUAUUCAUCCCACAGCAUACCUCAUCAUGCAGUUUUGCUUAACAGUUGUCCUAUAACAGCAUUUCAUGCCAAACAAUUUUAAAUUAGCAUAUGCACUUCUCUGCACCAAUCAACAUGGCUUUAUACAACAUUGAUCUUCUCAACCCAACUUUUUUUAUGAUAUUACAAACUUGCUUAAGGGUAGUGUUUGUGUAAUUUACUUAGAUUCCAUUAAGGUAUUUCAGUUGUUACUGUGCUACAAUUUGAUUAAGGAACUAGAUUGAUAUAAAAUCAACAUGGCAUAUGUUAAAUGGAUUAAAAACUGACAACAUUAUAGGACUUGCUAUAACUGUACAUAGGAAUCCUCACUGAGUAGGUGUGUUUCUAGUGGGCUUCUACAAAGAUUGGUUCUUGGUCAUAUGCUAUUUAACAUUUUUAUGAAAGACCUGAAAAAAGCAGUUAUUGCAAGUUUACAGAUAACAUAAAUUGGUGGAGUGGUAAAUAAUGAGGACAAGUCAUUAAUUUAGAAUCAUUGGACUUGCUUUGUAAAGUGGGCACAAGCAAAUAUGCAUUUUAAUACAGUUAAACAUAAUUUUAUACACACAGGAACAAAAAAGGUACAGUCAUACUUCCAGGAUGGAGGGGCUGUCUUUGGAAGCAAUACCGCUGAAAAGCAUUUGGGGGCUGUGGUGGAUAACUAGCUGAAUCCACGGCGGGAGCCAUAAGGGAAUAAUACAAUCUUUGGAUGUACAAAGGGAAUGUUGAGCAGAGGGCUUAUUUUACCUUUGUAUUUGACAUUGGUGAGCUGCUAUUGGAACAGUGAAUCCAGCUUCAGUGUCCACAAUUCAAGAAGAAUAUUGAUGAGCUGGAAUGGGUUUGGAGAAGAGCCAUGAGAAUGACUAUAAGAUUGGCUCUCAGGCUGAAUUUUCCAACCAAGAUUGCAGAACCUGUAGUGCUUCCUCUGUUAGAAUUUGCAUGGCAUGAAUAUUUACAGGAGAAAAAAAAGGAACUGAAAGGUGAAACAUGGGAGUAUCCCUCCAAUGUGAUGUGUUUUAUUGAUGGUCAACUUCUGGGAAGUGAAAAAGAACUGCUCAAAUGGGCUUAUGAUAAGUGGAACUAUCAAGAUUUUAAACCUGUGGCACUUUACCAAGCUAUAACUGAGGAUUUUUGCACCAAACACAUGCAAAAUAGCAAGCAUGUAUUUGUGUACAUGGACAUAGCUGUUCAGGAGCAGCCCAUUGGCACUUUGUUAUUUGAGCUGUAUUCUGAUAUGUGCCCCAAAACCUGUGAGAACUUUCGCUCUUUGUGUACAGGAGAAGCAGGGACCUCAUGUAGUGGUCUGAAGCUUACUUAUAAAGAGUCAAUUUUUCAUCGGUUAGUAAAAAACGGAUGGAUACAAGGAGGAGAUAUAACAGCUGGAAGAGGAGAUGGUGGUGAGUCAAUUUAUGGACCCACUUUUGAAGAUGAAAACUUUUCCAUUCCUCAUGAAAAAAGAGGGAUUCUUGGAAUGGCCAACAAGGGACGUCACAGCAAUGGUUCGCAGUUUUAUAUCACACUCCAGCCAGCUCCUUAUUUGGAUAAAAAAUAUGUGGCUUUUGGACAGCUAAUUGAAGGUACAGAAGUUCUUCAGAAACUAGAAGAUGUAUCUACGUACAAUGAAAGGCCUGUAGUAGAAUGUAAAAUUAUUAACUGCGGUGUUAUUGUGCCUUGAUUACAAGCCAAUUUCCCUUCCUACAGUAAUGUAUAACAAUGUAUAUAUUUUCUGACUGGCCUUUUAUAGAUUUAAGGCUUUUUAAAAAAUCUAAAAUAGCAUUUUUAUAUAUCUAAACUUUACCGCUUGAUUUGUUUUUUAAUAUAUCCAUGGCUUGUUCACACACAAAUUCUUACAUGAGUAUACUAGUGGGCUUGGGAAUUUAGCCUGAUGCCAUUAUUAAGAUAUACAAUUAUUGUGUUAAUGUGGAUGUCCAGUGAGCAAUUACAUUUCUGCAGGCUACACUAUAAAUAAUUCUAUUAAAUAGAAUAUCUAUUAACAUUACUUAAUAAAUGAAGUCACGAUUGAUUGUGAUACAUGUACACAAUUAUUUACUUUUGGCCCAAUUCUGCCAUUCUUGAGUCACACUGUCAUAUCUUACUCCACUGGAAGUAAUAUUAAAAUCAGUGCUUUUGGGGUAAGGUGUAGAAGUCAACAUAAUAGUGGUACUGGGUGUUCUCUGAACAUCAGAGGUCUGAUCUCCCUUUUGCCAAUAUGAACCAAGAGUAACUCCUCUAAAAUCAACAGAUACACAACAGAAUAAAACUAGUGUACAGGCCCUAGACAUAUAUUUAAUUAUUUUGUUUACAGAUUGUAUCAAUUAAGAUAUUUUAACACAGAAGAACCCAUUAAAAUGCACAAAUUACUCUAAAACAAGACAUUUUUAACUAUAUGCUACAAGAAAUCCAUGAGAUUUUGCAAAAUGAACAGCAAUGAGUAAAUGUGGAUUCAAUGAGUGUGGAAAUUCCACAUAAAGAAGUCAAUGUUUAUAAAUGCUGUAAAAACACUCUCAUGUAUGACUCAUGAGACUAAACAUACAACUUGUUGCCAAUUGCCAUGGUAAUAGUUUGAUGAAAGAUCUUUAAGCAUAGCACAGAAGUAGUGACAGCAGAUGGUUUCAGCAGAAGCUGGCAAAUGGAUGGCAAGAGUGUGGAAAAAUGAAAAAGCGUCCCAGAAUCUCAAGCAAAAUAAUCCACAACAAUUAAAAUCUCCUUAAUACAUCUGCAAAUAGCAAAAGAAUCUUAAGUUUUAUUUUACUCUCCUAUGUAAAGCACUCUGAACUUGACAGAGGAAAAGUUCUAAGAGCUAACUAUAACACUGACUGUUCUGUGGUAGCAUUUGGAUUCUGGCAUUCAGAACCAAUAAGAUUUCACACUGUAACUUAACUAUAUAAUUAUUAUCUUUAUUGCUUACUUCUAUGGCAACAUUGAAAUGGACCAGUUAAUGAAUUUUCUACUUAAAAGAAAAACGACUAGAAAGUUAUUUGUUAAAGGGAUUUUGUUUCUCUUCAGUAACAAGAUAUGGCUAUUAAGCACAUUUUUCCUUUGCAAAACUACAUUAAUUCCAUUAGUAGAAAGUACUCACGGGACUGUCUCACUAUGGCUGGCACAUUUAAGAGGGAAGUGUUCAGUUCAGCUAUCUGUUAAUGCCCUCCCACUCCUGAUGACUCCUGAUAGACGGUACCUCUCCUCUACGAAGAUUCAGUUAACAAAGCGUUUCCGGAAAAUCAUGCCAAUCUAGACGCAGCCAUUGGGUCAUUUCAAGAGGUUUCCUGUCUUAGGUUUCCAAAUUUAAAAGGAGUGAAUGGUGGGGAUGUAUUCUGUACAUUAGAGUUUUAAAAACAUUUAUUUGAUUGGACUCUCUCGGAAUAAGUCAUAUCGCUGUCACAGCUAUGAGCCCUGACCUAGGGAUGUCAAGUAGCAAUUAAUUUACUACUCCAGUAGUCAAUGGAAUUUCUAUCAGAUAGCAGCAGCAAGCGAGGAGGGGGAAGCAACUAAUAGACUAGCCUGUCAACUAGUCCAUUCACAUCCCUACCCUGACCCUGCUGACCAUGUUGCAAGGCUUUCCCCUUUCCACCCGGAGCUGAUGGGUCUGCCGGAGCAGCUCCUUGAAACAAUGCUGCUGGGGGUACAUAAAGAGGC
Pelodiscus sinensis (Chinese soft-shelled turtle) is the source of this 4412-nucleotide messenger RNA. Lineage: Eukaryota; Metazoa; Chordata; Testudines; Trionychidae. The record is from RefSeq and is a predicted model, not a curated record.